AUGAAGGCUUUGUUCGGUUUAACCCUCCUGCUCCUGGGAUUGCCAUCCAUCCUCAUGUUAUGUAUGGAAGAAGGCAGUAACCUGUUUCCGUACGGCCUACAUUUGAAUGAUGUCACAACUCCAAGAGAGGAUGACGGAGCAUCAGAACGAAUUAAUUUUCUGCAUUCAUUCACUAUGUUCCACGAGACCCACCGAUCUUGUUACGUAAACAACAACGGUGCCAUCUCGUUUAAAAAGGAAGUCACUUCCUACACCCCUGACGGCUUCCCCCUGGCCAAUGUAAAUGUAAUCUGUCCUUUUUGGGGGGACGUAGACAAUGAAGAACCGGACCAUGGGGAUAUCUUUCACAGGCAGGUCUUGGAUGAAGCUACUCUGGACUGCAUAAGUAGUUUUGUCAGGAAGUAUUUCCCAAAUUUCAAUUUCACAGCCUCCUGGGCCUUCAUUGCAACCUGGGAUAAAGUACAUUAUCAUGGAAGCGAAUCAGAUAAGACAAACACCUUCCAGUGUGUGUUGGCCUCUGACAAGUACCAGAGGUCCGUUGUUAUUUUCCUGUAUGAAAACAUUUCAUGGACAACGGGCACAGCCAGUGGUGGAGAUCCUAUGACCGGCCUCGGGGGCAUCCCUGCCCAGGCUGGCUUUAAUACAGAAAACGAAUACUUCAACAUGCCGAUGUCUAGAACGGAGCAUAUAGUAAACAUCGCAUCCUCCAGCAACGUUGAACGCCCAGGAUUGUGGAUGUUCCGUGUCGAUGAAUUCAUUGUGCCUGGUGGCUGUGUAUACAAAGACAGCUUCAUGAGUCGCGGACAGACCGCGUGGAUGGACGACGGGUGCUCAGAGAAAUGCUUUUGCAAGCAUGACGGUAGAGUUGAGUGUGCACGGAAAGUAUGCGACGAGGGCCUUGUCUGUCUGGCCUCCGGACGCUUCUUUGCAUGUCAGAUCAAUGAAGAAGAUUGUUAG
Molecule: messenger RNA, 957 nt
Organism: Nanorana parkeri
Lineage: Eukaryota; Metazoa; Chordata; Amphibia; Anura; Dicroglossidae
Product: alpha-tectorin-like
Exons: 7
Coding region: 1-957 (318 amino acids)
Biological process (GO): cell-matrix adhesion
Source: RefSeq, a predicted model, not a curated record